Molecule: messenger RNA, 870 nt
Organism: Alternaria atra
Lineage: Eukaryota; Fungi; Ascomycota; Dothideomycetes; Pleosporales; Pleosporaceae
Exons: 4
Coding region: 1-870 (289 amino acids)
Source: RefSeq, a predicted model, not a curated record
AUGCGUGUCGCGACUGGUAUCGCUGUUCUCUUGAGCGCUUCCUCAACUGCUCUGGCGACUUGUUAUUUCCCCAAUGGCAAUGAGGCGGAUUCUGACACUGCCUGUAAUCCAAACGCGAUAGUAUCAUCGUGUUGUUAUGACAAUCAGGCCUGCCUCUCAAAUGGACUCUGUGUAUCCGAUCCUCACGAUCCUGUAAAGGCGCGAUACCAUCGAGGGACAUGUACAGAUGAAGCAUGGAAGAGUGGGAACUGUGUCCGACAAUGUCUUGACAUCGAAGAUAACGGAGCGCCAGUUUACAGCUGUAAUGCCACUGAUACCAAUUCAUAUUGCUGUGGUGACGACUGUGAAUGCAAGAACCCCUUCGAGGUCUUCUCUUUCAAUCAGUUACCCGCCGAUGUCUACACCAUGACCAUCAUCCUUGAGUCGUAUACUCAGACCCAUACUUCGACGCCAUCAGCUACGUCCACACCGAGUGCAUCUGCCAGCGCGACUUCUGUCCCAUCGACUUCGGCAACUGCUACAACAGCCCCAGAUUCUAAAGGAGGAUCAACAAACAACGUCGCGCUCGGAGUAGGUUUGGGAGUAGGUCUUGGCGUGGGCCUACUCGCGGCCCUCAUUGCUGCCUUCUUCCUUUGGCGCCGCAAGAAAGGAUACAAGCCCGCAAACGACGGCACUGAAAGUCCCUUGGAGUUGAGCAAUGAGGGAUUCUUGCCUCCCCAGGAAAAGUAUGCGUACAAUCGUCAGACCGAAAUGCCAGGAGACACCGCCCCUGUUGAGCUGCCCGCAACACCACACGAGCCCAUCGAACUAGCCAGUCCUAGUUCUACCAACCCAACACCAAGUGCGGGAACGACCACCAAGUAUCAAUAA